This is a messenger RNA of Aaosphaeria arxii CBS 175.79, 1652 nucleotides long. RefSeq lists its product as uncharacterized. The transcript is spliced from 7 exons. Gene Ontology annotation, molecular function: cysteine-type endopeptidase activity. NCBI's taxonomy places the organism in Eukaryota, Fungi, Ascomycota, Dothideomycetes, Pleosporales. The coding region runs from base 237 to 1457 and encodes 406 amino acids. The record is from RefSeq and is a predicted model, not a curated record. Gene Ontology annotation, biological process: proteolysis.
CGCUGACGGCACGCCCGAUCCGAGCACAACGCAACUCGACUCCGCACCCUCUCGCUCGCUCUCUGACCUUUCUCUCGCCCUCUCCACCCUCUCACUCACCUCUCCUCCUCCUUCCUGACACCUUGCUCCUCCUAAUUCCUCAUCGCAUACACACACGCAUACCCUCAUGUCUUACUAUCCAGGGCAGCAGUACAACGGCGGGCAGGGCAAUUACGGCCCUCCCCCACCCCAGAAUUAUGGCCCUCCUCAAGGCGGCUAUCCUCCGCAAAACUAUGGUCCUCCUCCACCACAACAACAGUAUGGCUACGGCGGCCCUCCUCCGUCCCAUUCCCCUCAACCUCCCUACAAUAAUGGCUACGGGCAAGAGCCCGGCCCCUCAACAGUACGGAUACAACCAAGGUCCUCCGCCGCCGCAGAACUAUGCUCCUCCGCAGCACCAGCGUCCCGGUCCCCCGCCGCAGCAACACAGCAGCAACGGAUAUGGGCCGCCACCGCCGCCAACGCAACCCCAGAACUUCGGUCAUGGAGCCCCCAAUAACUAUUCCUUCCAGUACUCGGCCUGCGACGGCAAGAAGAAGGCUCUCUUGAUCGGCAUCAAUUACUUCGGACAGCGUGGACAGCUCCGGGGUUGCAUCAACGAUGUCAAGAACAUGUCGUCGUACCUCAACGGCCACUUCGGCUACAAGAGGGAGGACAUGGUGACUCUGACCGACGACCAGCAGAACCCCAUGAGCCAGCCGACCAAGGCCAACAUCCUCCGUGCCAUGCACUGGUUGGUCAAGGACGCGAGGCCGAACGAUUCUCUUUUCUUCCAUUACUCUGGUCACGGUGGACAGACCAAGGAUCUCGACGGAGAUGAGGAUGAUGGUUACGACGAGGUCAUCUACCCGGUGGAUUUCCGCACCGCCGGCCACAUCGUCGACGACGAGAUGCAUCUCAUCAUGGUGCAGUCCCUACAACCAGGUGUGCGCCUGACAGCCAUUUUCGACUCGUGCCACUCUGGAUCCGCCCUCGACCUUCCCUACAUCUACUCCACCCAAGGUGUCCUCAAGGAGCCCAACCUUGCCAAGGAAGCUGGUCAGGGUCUGCUUGGUAUCGUAUCAUCGUACGCGAAGAACGAUAUCGGCAGUAUGCUUUCUACCGCUUCCGCCAUGUUCAAGAAGGUCACUACCGGAGACGAGGUCUACAAGAGGAAUCUCAAGACGAAGACAAGUCCUGCAGACGUCAUCAUGUGGAGUGGAUCCAAGGAUACCCAGACUUCUGCCGAUGCAUCGAUCGGAGGUGAAGCCACAGGCGCCAUGUCAUACGCCUUCAUUGCCAGCUUGAAGAAGAACCCCAAGCAGAGCUACGUGCAGUUGCUGAACAGCAUCCGUGACGAGCUCGAGGGCAAGUAUGACCAGAAGCCUCAGCUUAGCUGCAGUCAUCCACUGAAUGUCGAUUUACUCUAUGUCAUGUAGAGAGUCGUAAGUUUUGAUGGGUGGCGCGCCGGCACAUGUAAAAAUGAAAGGCUAUGAACGGCCUUUUGCGAUCGACAUUGUUGAAUCUGAUUAUUGAUGGAAACGAAUGAUACCACACCUUUUGGCAUUGUAGAUUUUUUUCUUUUCUUAUGGGGAACGUUCCCGAUCGUGUUUCUCAAUUAUUUCCAUUAUUGU